Messenger RNA from Tribolium castaneum (red flour beetle), 2174 nucleotides. RefSeq lists its product as uncharacterized. Lineage: Eukaryota; Metazoa; Arthropoda; Insecta; Coleoptera; Tenebrionidae. The transcript is spliced from 6 exons. The coding region runs from base 145 to 2154 and encodes 669 amino acids. The record is from RefSeq and is a predicted model, not a curated record. Gene Ontology annotation, cellular component: cytosol.
ACAGGUCCGUCACUCCACUUCAAAUUUGAGGUUAUGACAUCAACGUCAGUGUUUGUUAUCAUGUGAAUUAUUUAUUUGCGCCGAAAAGCGGUUUAUUUUUGGGUAUAAUUUUCCACCUUAUUGUUAAAAACUGAUACUUGAAAAAUGUCACUGAAAAAAGGGGCCGUUUCUGGUCCCAAGCGCCAGUUUAAGGAAAAGAUUGUGCAAAUUUAUGAAACCCUCUUCAAGGGAGAGACUUUGCCGACGUCUAACACGCAAUUCUGGAACGAAUUUUUUCUACUGAAGCCCAAAACUGGCUACAUUGACAGCGAAAUCCAAAAAAUGUCUCAAGAGCAAUUAUUCGUAGCCAAAUCAAACGUAAACCUGCUAGUGAACAGCUGUAUUGAGACUCUAAACGAUUCGAACAACAUCCGAGUGGUUUACGCAAUGCAGACUUUGUGUGCCGUAAUUCACGCGAUUUUUCGAAAAUCGUCUGAAUUCGACUCGGACUCGUUUUUGAUAGGUUUCGAAAACAGUGAAGAGAAGGUCCAAGUGUUGCUGUCAUCGUGUCAGGGUUUUCUUGAAGGUGAUGUGGCUCAUGUCUUGAAAUGUCUAUCCUUAAAACUGCUCUUGAUUCUCACAACUCGGACUGAAAAUAUCGACCAAAACACUUUAAUUGAGCACGUGAUGAAUACAUCACUUUUCGAGUGUCUUUUAAAACUGCUUUGCCACAGUAAAACGCGUCAAGUGCACGGUUACGACGUUGUACUGUUGCUCACUUUGCUCGUAAAUUACCGGAAAUACGAUGCCGCCAAUCCGUACGUUGUUAAAUUGUCGAUUUUAGACGACGAAUUGGCGCUAAACGGUUAUGGACAAGUGAUCACCUCGUCGUUGUGCGAAUUUUGUAAUCAGUUUAAUAGAGAAUUAAUCGAGAAUCAGCACACUUCGUGGUUGACUUCGCUCACGACCAUGGUGGGCAAUAUUUUCAUAUCUGAAGAGGGAGUUUUAAGAACGCAACAAAUGCGAGCGAAUAACGCGUAUUUGUUGGCGUUUUACGAAGCCAUCCAUUUGAAUAGGAAUUUUAUAACCACGCUAGCACACACCCAGAUUGACGGCAGUUCCCCACCCUCCCCUAUCAAUACGCUGAGUCCUGGAAGUAGUCCUGCGGACAUGACGGCUAUUAACUUGAGUUCGCAGCCUUCCAAUCUCUUAGUCAUAUUUUUCCAGUAUUGUUCGAUCGUGAUGCAGGACACUAAGAGCGAAGCCGGUUUAAACACAGUAAAACUCUGUUUCCUCAUCCUUUGCUGCAUCACCGAAGACCAAUACGCCAACUCGUUGAUGCACGACGUGGGUCUAGCCUUCAAAGUGUGCCUCCACAAGCUCCCCAUGCGCCAUAGAAAAGUCUCACCGGACCAAACCACCUCAUCACAACCCCUAGUCUGCUCCUUGCUAGACUUGCUAGUUGAGUUUUUCCUCAGCCAUAUGAUGAAAAAAUUCCCUAUUGAACUCUACGUUUUGUGCAUAAGCGUUCUCCAACGCAUCCUUUGCUACCAAAAACGCUGCAGAAUUCGCCUGAAUUACGUGUGGAAAAACCUAUGGGCGGCGUUACUUCUCGUUUUACGGUUUUUGCUCCAACACGAGAACUAUCUUGCCAAGAAAAUGAACAUCAUCGACUUGUCAAUGAAAAUAGUCAAUAUUUUUAAUUUUUUUAUAACUUAUGGGGACACGUUUUUGCCAACGCCUGGCAGCUAUGACGAAUUGUAUUACGAGUUGAUUCGGAUGCACCAGAUUUUUGAUAAUAUCUACUCAAUGGGUCUGCGCUACUCGACUGUGGAGGGAGAAUACAAAGACGACGCUUUGAAACUGAACAAUAGUCUGAUCAACGUGCGAGCAAUUAUUAAGCACUUUUCGCCAAAAAUCGAGCAGUGGCUGAUCGCUGCCAACUUAUCAACACCAACCGAACAACAAAUCCUAGACGUUGUCAAGAAGAAUUAUGAUAGUCUGACUUUGAAAUUGCAAGACUCCUUAGACCAGUAUGACAGAUAUAGUGAGAAACCAGAACACGUGACCUUCUUCACACAUAUGGUGAAGAGUAUAGUGUCUGACACCAGUGGCAGUAUUGGGGUGACGUUAGCCAACUUGCAAAAAAAUGAGCUUAUAAGUGAAAUAAAAUAAAGAUUAAUUUUAUGACUUUA